AUGCAAAGUUUUCCAAACCUCCAAAAAACUUCAUUACAACACUUUCGACUGACACACACACCAAUACUUACAUCCUCGUCACAAGACAACAUGGCCGGCGCCAACGACGCUGCGAAGCGCAAACGCGAUGAUACCGGCCACCGCGAGCACAGAGAUAGGCUCACGAAGCUUGCGAGAAUGACGGUCCAAGACGCCCUGAAAGUUACCGUUGGGUCGGCCGACCCAGAAAACGAGAAGACCUUCCUCGUCAACAAAGAUAUGAUCUGUGCGCAGUCACCAUAUUUCAAGAAAGCCUGCGAUGCUGCUCAGAAGGUCGAGUCCGAGCUCAUAUUCCAGCUCCCGGACCAUAAAGCAGCACACUUCGAAACAUACAUCGACUGGGUGUACACCAAGCCCGCCCAAGCCACACCUAACUUCAUUCUACGCAGCAGCAUCGGAAACCCCUGGGGCGUUGGCGGCCUGGUCAAGCUCUGGGUGCUCACCAACCAUAUGGAAGAUGUGGAGUUCAAGAACCUCACAAUGAGGUUGCUGGUCAACAUGCCACUGGAGAACAAGAUAUGGCUGGCUAGAUCGCCAAGGAUGUUGCAGCAAAUCGUGGCGAACACUGAAACAAGCUCGCCUUUGCGCCUUUGGCUACUCGACGAUGUGGAAGCCCGCUAUAGUCUAGAAGCCAAUACCGGGCUCGACCAAUUCGUGCAGCAUUGGCCACAGGUCAUGGUAUCAGAGUUGCUGAAGAGGUUUGCUGCAAGAGCUCGUGCUGGAGCCACUGGAGGACCACCGGCGCCGACGGACCCUACGAAGUACUUUGAGAAAGCAUAG
This is a messenger RNA of Fulvia fulva, 819 nucleotides long. RefSeq lists its product as uncharacterized. The record is from RefSeq and is a predicted model, not a curated record. The transcript is spliced from 3 exons. Bases 1 to 819 code for a protein of 272 amino acids. Lineage: Eukaryota; Fungi; Ascomycota; Dothideomycetes; Mycosphaerellales; Mycosphaerellaceae. Gene Ontology annotation, molecular function: protein binding.